This is a messenger RNA of Oldenlandia corymbosa var. corymbosa, 930 nucleotides long. The record is from the annotation of a GenBank genome assembly. Lineage: Eukaryota; Viridiplantae; Streptophyta; Magnoliopsida; Gentianales; Rubiaceae.
AUGAGCUUCAAGGAGAAGAUGCUCCGUGGUCAACGGCAUAGGGAUUGCCCAAUGUUCGAGACUGAGGACAUAGAGAUUGAGGAUCUGGAUCAGGAAGUAGUGUUGAUAAAGGAUGGGCAAAUGCCCCGCGUCGUCAUCUCAGAUAAGCACGUGCUGAGGGAUUGUCUGAAAGCGGCUGUAGUCUGGAAAGCAUUGGUGCCGGUGGCUGAAUGGAGGGCUUUUAAUAGCCCGGAAUGCAAGGAGUGGCUGAUGGAAAAUUUCGCCAAUUGGAGAGGUAGUGGUGGGGAGAAUUGGCCCAUGUUGUUUGGGGUUACGGCAUGGUGGAUCUGGAGGUUGAGAAAUAUGGCACUCUUUGAAGGGAAGGAGGUCUCACUGUGGCAAUCGGUGAAGGAAAUUACACAGAAAGUGUCUGAUGUGAUUGAGGCCAGGAAAAGCUUGAAGAUGGUAGGGGCAAAAUCGGUGACAAGGGAAUGGCGGUUGCUGGCAUGGUCACCUCCACCGGCAGAAUGGAUUAAAUUAAACAUCGAUGGUGCCCUGAAUACCGACAUCGGAUGGGCAACUGCUGGUGGCUUGUUGAGGGACUGCACUGGAGGGUGGUGUGGUGGCUUUUCAAUAAACAUUGGGUACUGCUCAAUUACGGGAAUAGAGAUUUGGGGACUUUUGCAAGGCCUGCAACUAGCAUGGGACAAGGGGUAUAGGAAGCUAGAGGCGAAGGUGGAUAAUAAAAUUGUAGUAAGGCUAGUGCUACCAAAGGAGCCAAAUUCGGAAGUGCAUUUGGGAAUUUUGUGUGCCAUCAAGGAACUCAUGAGUAGAAGCUGGGAAGUGAAGCUAGCACAUGUGCAUCGUGAGAAGAAUUUUGCGGCCGACUAUAUGGCCGCGUUGGUGGUGUCAAAUCCUCCGGGACUACAUAAGAUGGAUUUUCCACCAUGA